Molecule: messenger RNA, 435 nt
Organism: Sciurus carolinensis (gray squirrel)
Lineage: Eukaryota; Metazoa; Chordata; Mammalia; Rodentia; Sciuridae
Product: prostate and testis expressed protein 2-like
Exons: 3
Coding region: 66-389 (107 amino acids)
Source: RefSeq, a predicted model, not a curated record
CAUCUUCCAGCUGAAGUGAUCCCUGGACUCUAACACAACUAAUUUCAAGAAUCAGCCAAGAAAAAAUGAAAAACUUACUUAAGUUGAAUCUCUUUCUGCUCUGCAUAGGAACUGCCAUAGCUCUCCUUUGUUACCAAUGCAGUAAAUUCAAAGAAAAUUUCUGUGAGCAUGAGUUGCGGGCAUGCGAAGCUGUAGAAGGCGAAUCGUGUAUGAUCCGGAGAUACUGGAGUUUCCCAUACUCUUAUUUCAUGCCAAUGAGUGCAGAAUCCAAUUGUGUGAAAGAUUGUGAAGAGAAAUUGGAAAUUGUUUUUGCUGAUUCAAAACAGACAUCAUGCUGUAGUAAUUACAAUUUUUGCAAUGACAUUGAGAAUCUGAAUAUUAAUCCUUAAUUUGAGAGAGUUUCAUCAAGUCUCAACAUUUCCAUCCUUUCUUUCA